AGUGGAUUGUCUGCUCGGUUAACUUUGUUUAUCUGUCAAGGAUAUAUUCAGUUCAGUUUUAAACUUCGAAUAUCAAAAGUUGAAAAUAAACAUAGAGCUUGGUUUAUAUUUUCAAUAGGUGUGAAAAUUAACAAACAAUGAAAAUUCAUGGAAUUAAAAGCAUUUUUGUCGGUUUUAUGACCUUCAGCAUGAUUGGUUUCUCAGGAAGCCUUGCGCCAGAAAAGAUUUGUUCCACUGUCCAGAAUAUCGAAGAAGCUUUCCAGAAGUCAGCAUGCAAGCCGAUUGGAUAUAUUACAAUGUUAACCUGGAUCGUUCAACAAACAGAUAUAAAAGAAAUGUGCACACAAUUAAAAGUGUUGCUGAAUUGCGUUGCUCAAUCAAUUUUUGGAUGGAGUGAGCUUGAGAAAAUAGAGCUGUGUGUCCUGCACAUGCGUACUGCACUUCGAAACAAACGUGUGGACUCAAUGUUCGCAACAUUGCCCUUUAGAUGGGAGUCCUGUGAAAGGGUAUGGUGUCAAAUCCGGCGCGAAUACACAGAUGAUCAAUUCAGGUGUAUUGUAAGGUGCCUUCAAAUACCCGCAGCUAAAGUUAUUGGAGGAAGUCUUGCUUUAAUAUGCCUUGUUUUGUUUUGUCUUACCGCCGUUCGAUUAUUGCCCACGUUUAAUGCCGAAACCUUUAUGGCCUGUUUUAUAUUUUUGGGCGUAGUUUUACAAGACUACUUUAAUGCAAUCGUGUUAUAUUUGAUUCCAGCAGCUACUAAAGCAAGAGCUGCACAUUACUGCAAUUGCUGUUAAAUAUAGAGCAGUGUUUAAUGAAUGUGGUGAAUAAUAUGAUGAAAACUACAAUUACAAACCUGGAU
This is a messenger RNA of Mya arenaria, 859 nucleotides long. RefSeq lists its product as uncharacterized. The coding region runs from base 138 to 794 and encodes 218 amino acids. Lineage: Eukaryota; Metazoa; Mollusca; Bivalvia; Myida; Myidae. The record is from RefSeq and is a predicted model, not a curated record. The transcript is spliced from 4 exons.